AUGCCUUCUGCUAUUGUAACCGGUGCCACAGGCAUCUUGGGACGGGAGAUCGUCUUCGAGCUCAGCAAGCACGCCCAGCAAUGGCCCACCAUUCACGCUCUAUCCCGCAGCAAGAAAGAAGACUAUCCCGAAAAUGUCAUCCACAACCACAUCGAUCUCACCUCUUCUGCGGAUGACAUGGCCAGCGACUUGAAGAACGUCCGGGGCGAGUACGUCUUCUUUGCCGCCUACCUGCAGAAAGACUCGGAGCAAGAGAAUUGGGACGUCAACGGCGCCAUGCUAGACAACUUCCUCAUCGCUCUGACCAAAUGCGGUGCCAUCAAAGACGUGAAGAGGAUCGUUCUCGUGACCGGAUGCAAGCAGUACGGCGUCCAUCUCGGCGUGCCCAAGAACCCCAUGUUGGAAGACGCGCCCUGGCUCACAGGCGAUGAAUGGCCCCCGAACUUCUACUACAACCAGCAAACCAUCCUGCACAAAUUCUGCAAGGAGCGCGGCAAGGAGUGGGUCGUCACAUACCCCAACGACGUGAUCGGCUACGCAGUCGGCAACUUUAUGAAUCUCGCGCUCACGCUGGGAAUCUAUGCCGUGGUGUCGAAGGAGUUGGGCCGGGGAUUGUCGUUCCCGGGCAGCCCGGAUUUUUACACCAAGUUUGACUGCUUCACGAGUUCGAAGCUGCAUGCGCAGUUUUGCGCGUGGGCGGCUACGGCUCCCGCAGCGGCGAACCAGGCGUUCAACGUGGUGAAUGGCGACACGGAGAGUUGGCAGAAUCUGUGGCCCCGUGUGGCGAAGUACUUCGGGAUGGAAGUCAAGCCCGAGCAGUUCAGCGACGCGCACGCCAGCAAGCGCGGCAGCACCAUGCCGCUCAUGGAGAAGCCUCCCAUCGCCGUCCAAGCCGCGGAACUCGGGCUGCUGAAUCACGGCAUCACGAACCAGUCCAAGGUCGAGCAGCAGAUUGAUCUGGCGAAGUGGAGUCAGCGGGAGGAUGUGAAGGGCGCGUGGGCCAAGGUUGCGGAUAGGGAGGGCUUGCAGAAGGAGACGUUUGAUAAGGCGACGUUCGGGUUCCUGGGGUUCGUGCUCGGAAGGAACUUUGACCUAGUUAUUAGUAUGAGUAAGGCGAGGAAGGCAGGGUGGACGGGCACUUGCACACACCAUGGCGCAAUCAACGGCACCGGUGCUCUGCCUGACCUCACCCACGACCCAUGGCAGAUAGAAGAAGCCGCCGCCGCCGCCGCCGCCAUGGACGAGACCGGGAACGCUGAGCCUGCAGUGGCCGGCGCAGCGUCCGAAAGCGCUUCUCCCCCAAGCUCGCCGGCGCCGAGGAGCAGCGACAAGGUCGAGCAGCAGGACUUCGUGAACCCCACGAUCAACAUCAUACAGAGCGUGUCGCGCAGCACGUCCACCAGCGGCCUGUCUUCCGUGUCCAGAGAGGGAACGCCGCCGCCGCUGCCUCCGCGCCCGAAGAACGCAGGCUUGCUCGAUUCCCGGCCGCCCACGUCCCACGCCACGGCGCCGAUGAGGCCACAACUCGUGGCGAAAGCGACCACGCAGCUCUCUUUCGCAGACACGCAGAGCCAUGCCAGCGAGGCGGGCGACCAAUCCGCCUCGUCGCGCGGUUCGAAAUCGCGGACCUACUUCGGCCUCAGGCUCCCCUCCUCGUCCCGCAACACCAGCGAUGUAGAAGACAGCGCAAGCGUCAGGAGCUUCGCCCCGUCAAUGGCGGCCGGCAUAGAUGCAGAGAGCAUGCUGGGCGAGGUGCUCGGAGACCACGAGAAGUCGCUUCUGCGCGCGCUGGCGCCCAAGUCCGUGGACAAAGAGCUGGAGAGCAUGUUCCUCCCAGAUCCCGGCUUCGACGCCGAUUUUCGCAGCGAGUUCGACGAGAUUGAAGAGAUGACAGCAGACGGCGCAAAUGAAGAAGCUGUUAUGCUCCAAUGGCGCGCCAAGCUGAAACAUUUUCUCAUUCUGUCGAGUGCUGGGAAGCCUAUAUACAGCCGGCAUGGGGAUGACCAAUUGAUCACCAACUACAUUGGCGUCGUGCAGACCAUCAUCUCCUUCUACCAGUCCACAAACGAUACUCUGCGAGGCUUUACCGCUGGCGACGUGCGCUUCGUCGUGGUGUCAAAAGGACCCCUGAAUCUGGUUGCCAUCACCCGCCUUCCGGAAAGCGAUGCUCAGCUUCGUGCCCAGCUGGACGCAUUGUACAUGCAGAUUCUCUCAACGCUCACACUGCCGAGCAUGGAACGCAUGUUCGCAGCGCGAGCCAACUAUGACCUCCGCCGCCCACUCCAAGGCACAGAGACUCUGCUCUCGGCCCUUGCAGACGGCUUCACGCGAGGCUCGCCUUCCACAUUGCUAUCCGCUCUCGAAUGCCUCAAGCUACGCAAAUCACACCGUCACAUCAUCAACAACACGCUCCUCAAGACACGCUCAGAGAAUCUCCUCUACGGCCUCAUAGCGGCCUCUGGAAAGCUCGUCUCCGUCGUCCGACCCAAGAAGCACAGCUUACACCCCGGCGACCUCCACCUAAUCUUCAACAUGCUCUUCGAAGCCGGCAGCGUCAAGGCCGGCGGCGGAGAGAACUGGAUCCCGCUCUGCCUCCCCGGCUUCAACAACACCGGCUACCUUUAUAUGUACGUCAGCUUCCUGGAUCUGGAACACCCAUCCGAGCCGAUGCAAGAGCGACCCAAGAGCAGGGAAGGCAACAGCGACGAGGUGGCCAUACUGCUCAUAAGCGCGAAUAAAGAGGGUUUCUUUCAGCUGAGGGGCAUGAGAGAUGCCCUGGUCGAGCAAUUGCAGCGAAACGGGAGUAUCGAGACGAUUCGAAAUGCGGUCAGAGAGGGUCGGCCGAGGUGCACGGAUGUGGUGCCUGGCAGUCCGUUGAGGCAUUUCUUGUACAAGAGUCGGGGGAAUGUGCAGUUUACGAUGCCGAGCUGGGAACCGGGGUUUGGAACAGGGUUGGAGAGGAGGCGGUUGAUGAACCUUUACGGCCAAUUGCACGCCAACUUGCAUACCAAGCCGACGAGUCUGAAAAUCCACCACGAGACGGCCACAACGUAUAUAGCGCUUGCGUGGACGACGCCGCUGUUCGAGCUAUAUUGCGUGGCGCCGGGAACGACAAGUAGGCAGGCGCUUGCGCAAGCGGCGAAUCAGGUUGUGCAGUGGGUGAGGAGGGAGGAGGAGAGGGUGUUUAUUAUUGGGGGUGCGGUAUUUUAG
Molecule: messenger RNA, 3210 nt
Organism: Trematosphaeria pertusa
Lineage: Eukaryota; Fungi; Ascomycota; Dothideomycetes; Pleosporales; Trematosphaeriaceae
Product: DUF254-domain-containing protein
Exons: 6
Coding region: 1-3210 (1069 amino acids)
Biological process (GO): protein targeting to vacuole; vesicle-mediated transport
Cellular component (GO): fungal-type vacuole membrane; Mon1-Ccz1 complex
Source: RefSeq, a predicted model, not a curated record